Molecule: messenger RNA, 1044 nt
Organism: Trichophyton benhamiae CBS 112371
Lineage: Eukaryota; Fungi; Ascomycota; Eurotiomycetes; Onygenales; Arthrodermataceae
Product: geranylgeranyl pyrophosphate synthetase AtmG, putative
Exons: 3
Biological process (GO): isoprenoid biosynthetic process
Molecular function (GO): prenyltransferase activity
Source: RefSeq, a predicted model, not a curated record
GUGUCACCAAGCCCACGGCUGAGGAAGAGUGGUUUGCUUCGUCUGCUAGAAGAUCUUGUCCUGGAUCUAUCGGAUAUCAGCGCGGAAAACCGUUCUCUACUCGGCGAGGAAAGCCUUCUGAAGCCAUGUGGACAGCAGGAAAAGAGAAUAUCGUGCUGGGGCCGUACAGUUAUACGGUUAACCAGCCCGUCAGCAGUCGGGAAACUGGAGCAGAACGAGGCAACACUUUUUGCUAACAUAUUUCCUCCCAGUAUUGAUGAUGUUGAGGACUCUUCCCAUCUUCGCAGGGGAGCGCCAGUCGCACACAACAUCUUUGGCAUUCCACAAACUAUCAACUCUGCCAACUAUGUGUAUUUUCAAGCCCUAGACGAGAUUCAGAAGCUGAAAAGCCCUGAAGCUAUCAAUAUCUUCGUCAAGGAGCUUAUGAACCUGCACCGUGGUCAAGGCAUGGAUCUCUACUGGAGAGACACCUUGACCUGCCCCACUGAAGAAGACUACCUAGAAAUGGUCGGCAACAAGACCGGCGGCCUAUUCAGACUGGCUAUAAAGCUUAUGCAAGCGGAGAGCAGUGUCCCUAUAGAUUGCGUCCCUCUCGUUGACUUGAUGGGGCUGAUGUUUCAGGUCUGCGAUGACUAUCUCAACCUUUCCAACCCAACUUACAGUAAAAACAAAGGCCUAUGCGAAGACUUGACGGAAGGAAAGUUUUCUUUCCCUGUCAUUCACAGCAUUCGAGCCCAACCCGAAAAUCGCCAACUUAUCAAUAUCCUCAAGCAAAAGACCAACGACAACGAGGUCAAGAAGUAUGCUGUCAAGUACAUGGAGAGCACCGGGAGUUUCGAGUAUACCCGCAAAGUCGCAAUCGAACUACGUGACAAAGCUUUUCUCCUGAUCGAGGAGCUAGAACGUACCUUUUCACUGAUACCCAGCCAAAGCGAAGCAAACGGAGAGGCUGGAAGUGGCAAUUUGGUGCGUGCUAUUCUCAAUCGAAUCAUUGACCCCGUCCUGAUGGACUGUGGGGAUAAACGAACAUCUUCUGAAAACUAA